AAACACACACGCUCUCUCUCAUCCACUCAUGGCUCCAUAUCUCCUCCUUGUCCUGCACAUCCUUUUCUCCCUCACUGGAGGUACCCAGAGUGUGUCCACAGUGAGUCAUGUGUCUGUAAAGCAAGGAGGCUCCAUCACCAUCCCAUGUCUCUAUGGUCAGAUAUAUAGAAACCAUGUGAAAUACUGGUGUGGGGGAUCUAGUUGGCUAGGUUGCUCUACUGUAGUACGCACUGACCAUCCUAAGACCAGUGGUAAGACCUCAAUCUCUGAUGACAUCAAACAGCGAGUCUUCACUGUGACAUUGACAAGUAUAAGUCCUCAUGGAGAUUAUUAUUUCUGGUGUAUUGUGGAGAAGACAACGAAAGAUGAUGGGGUUCAACUGCAGCUAUCUGUUACUCCAGGUACUCCAGAACUCUAUGUGGAUCAACAAGAAGUGUCUGGAGUUGCAGGAGGGAAUGUCACUGUGCGUUGUUACUAUAGUGAACCCGCAACCAGAGGGAGGUGGUGCAGGAUGGGUGGGGGUGGAAAAUGUCUGCAGAAUUCUGGAAUUCUAGAUAGAACAUCUGUGACAUUACACCAGCAGACCAAUGUUGUCACCAAUGGCAGUGUUUUAACGGUGACUAUGAGUGCACUGAGGAUGGUGAACACUGGCUGGUACAGGUGUGAAAAUGGAGACCAUCAGAUGCCUGUUCAUAUCACUGUCAAUCAACAAACCACAAAGCAAAAUACCACCACCUUUACCCAACACAUCUCUGCUGGUAUAUCCGGAGAAUCUGCAGUCUCUUCUCAGCCGCCAGUCAACAAAAUCCAGACCAUUAAUUAUUCUACAGAUUGGAACGUACAUUCUUCUACCUGCUGAAAGCUGGUAAUGCACUGCUCUUCCUCCUGUGCACCAUCAUUGGAGUGGUGAAGUUUAGGAAAAACCGACAUCAAGAUGAUACCAAGCAUGUAUAGAAACGAAAGAGGUAUGUCUGGAGUGAUCAAGGGCCAAAUGUACCAAUGGUUUGCACCAAAUGCAAAGCUUGCACCUUUUUUUCCCAGUACAGGGAGGAAAAAAAUGAACUACAAUAUGCCGCUGUCAUUAGGCUUAACCUUAAUGUAUUUUUCUUUAUCAUAACCUUCAUUUGACAUAUUUGUAUACCUUAAAUGUUUAAUUCCCUUAGAAUAAGAAUAGGGUAUCAGAUUAUAUUCCCAACAACACAUCGUACACAUUGUAUUUUCUAUAUCAGAAAUCUGUCCAAACACCACACAUUACCAAUAGCAAUAUCUAUACUUGAUGUGUGUCCUCUAGCUUUAUCUGUACAUGAUGUAAGAUUCAUUUUAUUCUAAUUAUUAUAUUAUUAUGUGCAUGUGUUGUGAAAUGAAAGUCUUGUCCAAUGUGUCUCUAACCCUUUUCCUGAUGAUUAUUUCUUAUGGUUUAAUGUAACAAAUAACAGCCUGGGUGAACUGUUCCAUUAAUAAUUCCUCUAGCUUUAUAAAUUAAAUACUUUAUAUCCAUGCUAAUGAACUAACUUGUUAAUAAACAUUGUGAAUUAAGAAACUAGAACAACACAGGACUCAGAAGUUAAUACAUGACUGAGGUUAUCAAUGUGUUGAGGAAGGGGAGUAAACCGCAAACAAUCAUCAAAUAAACCAGCAUA
This is a messenger RNA of Coregonus clupeaformis (lake whitefish), 1640 nucleotides long. RefSeq names its product transmembrane domain-containing protein TMIGD3. The transcript has 5 exons. The record is from RefSeq and is a predicted model, not a curated record. The coding region runs from base 29 to 859 and encodes 276 amino acids. NCBI's taxonomy places the organism in Eukaryota, Metazoa, Chordata, Actinopteri, Salmoniformes, Salmonidae.